Messenger RNA from Lycium ferocissimum, 1379 nucleotides. Its product is annotated as F-box/FBD/LRR-repeat protein At1g13570-like. The transcript is spliced from 4 exons. Gene Ontology annotation, molecular function: protein binding. The record is from RefSeq and is a predicted model, not a curated record. NCBI's taxonomy places the organism in Eukaryota, Viridiplantae, Streptophyta, Magnoliopsida, Solanales, Solanaceae. The coding region runs from base 1 to 963 and encodes 320 amino acids.
AUGUCCAUUGAUAUGAGUAGUGCGAGCCCUGCUGAAGAUAGAAUUAGCAGGUUGCCUUGUGAUAUUCUUGAGAAGAUUUUAGGAUGCCUGCCCUUGCGUGAUGCUAUAAGGACAAGUGUUUUGUCAAAACAAUGGAGUUACAAAUGGGUUGUACGUUCAGAAUUAGCUUUUGACAAAGCUAAUGUCCAUAGAGGACUCUUGAAAACAAUUAUUUACCAGUAUCUAAGGCAUCUGAAACUUUGCAGAUGUAAAUUCUACCCUCCUCCCAACUAUAGAGCUUUUAGUACGCUUGCUACCCUUAACUUUUGGUUUGUGACCUUCGAGCCCACGUCAUUUCAGACCCUCCUUUCAAAUAGCCCAUUACUUGAACGUGUGACUUUGAUUUGCUGCACUCCAUUUGAUAGCUUGAUUGUUGAUGCCCCUAGUCUCAAAUUCUUUGAAUUUAGCGGAAGAGCAAAUUCCAUUUUCUUCAUGAAAACCCCUCUGCUUAAGCAAAUUGUAUUGGACCUGCUUUUUAAGAAGUCCUUUGCAGUACCAGAGUCUCAAGUGACACUACACAACAUCAAAAUUUUAAAGUUUAAGAGAUUGAUCCUUGAUAAAGUUGAGUGGGUUGCAUAUGCUCUUUACUUGAUCAACCGCUGCCCCAACUUAGAAAGGCUCCAAAUUACGUCUUUUGGCCUUGACGAUCCUGUGCUACAUAUCUUGCGAUCCCAAGAAAUGCCACAUAGUCCACUAACGCAGCUCAAAAGUGUGGAUAUGAUCCUCAUGCAGGAUAAUAAAGCUGAAAUGGAAUUCUUGAAGUAUGUAUUGUCAUCUGCAAGUGCACUCGAGAAAGUAUGUGUUGUGACUCGUGAAAGAUUGAGUCAUAGGCGAAUGGCAAUGAUGGAGGAGAUGAAGCAAUUCCCUCGAGCAUCACCCAAUGUAGAAUGUCUAUACAAAGUGGAUUUUCCGUUUAAAAAUUAGAAUGAUAUGAACUUAAAUACCAGGUUUUUGUCUAUGGUAGUAUUCUAACCUGUGACUUAACCAUACACCAAGCCCCGCGCUCUUAUCACUGGACCAAAUCCCUGAGGGCAAAAUUCCCCAAUUUUAUUGGAACCUUUUUUUCUUCAAAAAAAAAAAAAAAAAAAAAAUUUAUUAGAUAUGGGGUAGGAGAAGGGGAAAUGGGGGAGGAGAUUACAACAUGGGAACCUAUUUCUGCUUACCGAUGUAUUAAUUUUGUGUGGUUCCUUUGCUGUAUAUUCAGAAAACAACCACAACCACAGAAAGUUGUUUUUGCCUUCUUGCUCUAACAAUUUUUAGGUUUACAAGGGUGGCCAUUCUUAUUUUCUCUAAUGCUUGUAUUGAUGCAUUACGUGCUUAUUUUACCUAAGAUCAACUUG